This is a messenger RNA of Carlito syrichta (Philippine tarsier), 3644 nucleotides long. RefSeq names its product TATA-box binding protein associated factor 2 (gene TAF2). The record is from RefSeq and is a predicted model, not a curated record. NCBI's taxonomy places the organism in Eukaryota, Metazoa, Chordata, Mammalia, Primates, Tarsiidae. Gene Ontology annotation, cellular component: transcription factor TFIID complex. Gene Ontology annotation, molecular function: chromatin binding; RNA polymerase II general transcription initiation factor activity; transcription cis-regulatory region binding. Gene Ontology annotation, biological process: transcription initiation at RNA polymerase II promoter. The transcript is spliced from 26 exons. The coding region runs from base 22 to 3618 and encodes 1198 amino acids.
CCCCGGGACCCCGGGCCGCCCAUGCCGCCGGCCGGCCUGGAGCUCGCCAGGAUGAACAGGAAGAAGGGAGACAAGGGGUUUGAGAGCCCGCGGCCGUAUAAAUUAACCCAUCAGGUCGUCUGCAUCAACAACAUAAACUUCCAGAGAAAAUCUGUUGUGGGAUUUGUGGAACUGACUAUAUUUCCCACAGUUGCAAACUUGAACAGAAUCAAGUUGAACAGCAAACAGUGUAGAAUAUACCGAGUAAGAGUCAACGAUUUAGAGGCUGCUUUUAUUUAUAAUGAUCCAACCUUGGAAGUUUGUCACAAUGAAUCAAAACAGAGAAACCUCAAUUACUUUUCCAAUGCUUAUGCUGCUGCAGUCAGCGCAGUAGACCCUGAUGCAGGAAAUGGAGAACUUUGCAUUAAGGUUCCUUCGGAGCUGUGGAAGCACGUUGAUGAGCUAAAGGUCCUUAAGAUUCACAUUAACUUCUCUUUGGACCAGCCUAAAGGAGGUCUUCAUUUUGUAGUGCCCAAUGUGGAGGGCAGUAUGGCUGAGAGGGGUGCCCACGUCUUCUCUUGUGGAUAUCAGAACUCUACAAGAUUUUGGUUCCCUUGCGUUGAUUCCUACUCUGAAUUGUGUACAUGGAAGUUAGAAUUUACAGUAGAUGCUGCAAUGGUAGCUGUCUCUAGUGGAGAUUUGGUGGAGACAGUAUAUACCCACGACAUGCGUAAGAAGACCUUCCACUACAUGCUCACCAUUCCUACGGCAGCUUCUAACAUCGCUGUGGCCAUGGGGCCAUUUGAAAUACUUGUGGACCCAUACAUGCAUGAGGUUACUCAUUUUUGUUUACCCCAACUUCUUCCAUUGCUAAAACAUACCACAUCGUACCUUCAUGAAGUCUUUGAAUUUUAUGAAGAAAUUCUCACUUGCCGGUACCCAUACUCCUGUUUUAAGACUGUGUUCAUUGAUGAGGCCUAUGUGGAAGUGGCUGCUUAUGCUUCCAUGAGCAUUUUUAGCACAAAUCUGUUACAUAGUGCCAUGAUUAUAGAUGAGACACCUUUGACUAGAAGGUGUUUAGCCCAGUCCUUGGCCCAGCAGUUUUUUGGAUGCUUCAUAUCCAGAAUGUCUUGGUCUGAUGAAUGGGUGCUAAAGGGAAUUUCAGGCUAUAUUUAUGGACUUUGGAUGAAAAAAACCUUUGGUGUUAAUGAGUACCGCCAUUGGAUUAAAGAGGAACUAGACAAAAUAGUGAUGUAUGAACUGAAAACUGGUGGAGUUUUACUGCAUCCCAUAUUUGGGGGAGGAAAGGAGAAGGAUAACCCAGCUUCCCAUCUACACUUUUCAAUAAAGCAUCCACACACCCUCUCCUGGGAAUAUUAUACUAUGUUUCAGUGCAAGGCUCACCUUGUGAUGAGACUGAUUGAAAACAGAAUCAGUAUGGAAUUUAUGCUACAAGUGUUCAACAAGCUGUUGAGUCUGGCAAGUACUGCUUCAUCUCAGAAGUUCCAAUCACAUAUGUGGAGUCAGAUGCUGGUUUCCACAUCUGGGUUUUUGAAAUCCAUUUCAAAUGUCUCUGGCAAAGACAUCCAGCCUUUAAUCAAGCAGUGGGUAGACCAGAGUGGAGUAGUAAAAUUUUAUGGAAGUUUUGCAUUUAAUAGAAAACGAAACGUCUUAGAGUUGGAAAUAAAACAAGAUUAUACAUCUCCUGGAACUCAGAAAUACGUGGGACCACUUAAAGUGACAGUGCAGGAAUUAGAUGGAUCAUUCAAUCAUACCUUGCAAAUUGAAGAAAACAGCCUUAAACAUGAUAUACCCUGCCAUUCCAAAAGCAGAAGGAAUAAAAAGAAAAAAAUUCCUCUGAUGAAUGGAGAAGAAGUUGACAUGGAUCUUUCUGCCAUGGAUGCUGAUUCCCCUUUGCUGUGGAUAAGGAUAGACCCAGAUAUGUCUGUAUUGAGGAAGGUGGAAUUUGAGCAAGCUGACUUUAUGUGGCAGUAUCAGCUCCGCUAUGAGAGGGAUGUGGUUGCACAGCAGGAAUCCAUUUCGGCCUUGGAAAAAUUCCCUACUCCAGCAUCCCGACUCGCACUCACUGAUAUCUUAGAACAAGAGCAGUGUUUCUACCGAGUGAGAAUGUCAGCUUGCUUCUGCCUUGCAAAGAUUGCAAAUUCGAUGGUGAGCACAUGGACAGGACCACCAGCCAUGAAGUCACUUUUUACUAGAAUGUUUUGUUGUAAAACUUGUCCAAACAUUGUGAAAACAAACAACUUUAUGAGUUUUCAAAGUUACUUUCUGCAGAAGACUAUGCCAGUUGCAAUGGCUUUAUUAAGAGAUGUCCAUAACCUUUGUCCCAAAGAAGUCUUAAUGUUUAUUUUAGACUUAAUCAAGUACAAUGACAACAGGAAAAAUAAGUUUUCAGAUAACUAUUAUCGUGCAGAAAUGAUUGAUGCACUGGCCAACUCUGUUACACCUGCAGUCAGUGUGAAUAAUGAAGUGAGAACUCUAGACAACUUAAACCCUGAUGUGCGACUCAUUCUUGAAGAAAUCACCAGAUUUUUGAAUAUGGAAAAACUUCUUCCGAGUUAUAGACAUACCAUCACUGUCAGUUGUUUGAGAGCCAUUCGCGUGCUCCAGAAGAAUGGACACGUGCCAAGCGAUCCCACUCUUUUUAAAUCCUAUGCUGAGUAUGGUCACUUUGUGGACAUCCGAAUAGCAGCGCUGGAAGCAGUUGUGGAUUAUACAAAAGUGGAUAGGAGUUAUGAAGAACUGCAAUGGCUACUCAAUAUGAUUCAGAAUGACCCUGUACCCUAUGUAAGGCAUAAGAUUCUGAACAUGUUGACUAAGAAUCCACCAUUUACUAAGAACAUGGAGUCUCCCUUAUGCAGCGAAGCCCUGGUAGAUCAACUUUGGAAACUUAUGAAUUCUGGUACUUCGCAUGACUGGAGGCUGCGGUGUGGUGCUGUGGACUUGUACUUCACCCUUUUUGGCCUCAGUAGACCUUCCUGUUUACCCUUGCCAGAGCUUGGGUUGGUUCUUAAUCUAAAGGAGAAGAAAGCUGUCUUGAAUCCCACCAUCAUUCCAGAGGCUGUAGCAGGCAGCCAGGAAGCUGCAAGUAAUCUAGGCAGUCACACACCGCUGGUUGGAUUCCCGCACCCUUUUUCAAGUUCUCAGGAUGAAGAGGAGAUUGAUAUGGAUACGGUCCAUGACAGCCAGGCCUUCAUUUCUCAUCAUUUGAACAUGCUUGAAAGGCCAUCGACUCCAGGGCUCUCUAAAUAUCGGCCAGCUAGUUGCCGGUCGGCUUUAAUACCUCAGCAUUCCUCAGGCGGUGACGGCACACCCACUACCAAGCCCCAAUGGAGUAUGGAACUCACUCGCAAGGGAGCAGGUAAAGAACAGCCACCCUUGGAGGUGGGUGUGCACCCGGCGGCAGCUGCCCUCUCAGUGUUCACGAAGGAAACCGCAUCCUCCAGACACGGUGACCACCACCAUCACCACCACCAUGAGCACAAGAAGAAGAAGAAGAAGCACAAACACCGGCACAAGCACCGGCACAAGCAUGACAGCAAGGACAAGGACAAGGGGCCCUUCCCACUGGCCAGCCCCGCCAGCGGCCGCUCCGUCCGCUCUCCUUCCCUGUCAGACUGAGCAGAGCCAGAGAGACAUGGUCCUCU